CUAAACACUGAGGCGAGGCGACGAUCUUAAUCCCGCCUGGUUGACAGCAGCUCUAAAACUCAUUGACGUGUCGUAGAUUAAUAAUUAAAAGUGGCUUAAAAAGGUCUUCGGAAUUCAGCGCAUAUCCACCGGAAAUGAAUUGGCAACGUUGUUUACUGCUGGUUGUGGUUAUUGCUGUGGAACUGUCCAGCGCGUUGUACUUUCACAUCGGGGAGACGGAACGCAAAUGCUUCAUCGAAGAAAUUCCUGACGAGACCACAGUUAUAGUAAACUAUAAGGUCGAACUGUACGAUCCGCGAAGCGGCGGUUUUAUGCCAUCAUCUCCCGGUAUCGGAAUGCACGUCGAGGUUAAAGAUCCGGACGAUAAGACCAUUCUUUCUCGUGUAUACAGCUCAGAAGGACGUAUUUCCUUCACAUCUCACACACCCGGAGAGCACAUAAUUUGUAUGUACUCGAACAGUACCGCCUGGUUCAGCGGAUCUCAAUUACGGGUGCAUCUGGAUAUUCAGGUCGGCGAACAUGCCAUCGAUUACGCCAACGUAGCCCAGAAGGAAAAACUGACCGAGCUACAGCUACGCAUACGACAGCUUUUGGAUCAGGUGGACCAGAUUACCAAGGAGCAAAACUAUCAGAGGUACCGAGAGGAAAGGUUUCGCCAAACAAGCGACAGCACAAACCAGCGGGUUCUAUGGUGGUCGCUAGCGCAGACCCUGGUCCUCGUAACUAUGGGACUGUGGCAAAUGAAACAUCUGAAGAGCUUCUUUGAAGCAAAGAAAUUAGUCUAAAUGUCUAUUCAAUUUGUUUCAAAGUUUUUUAGACAACAUUUUGAAAGUAUAGCCAACCAACACAGACAAUGGUUGACAAUGAAAUCUGGUGAGACUUAUGAAUAAUGAGAGUAAACAUCUCAAUUAGAUCGUGUUUGAAUAAAUAAAAAAUAAAUGUAUUUCGAA
Armigeres subalbatus is the source of this 950-nucleotide messenger RNA. It is a transcript of the gene eca, whose product is annotated as transmembrane emp24 domain-containing protein eca. Gene Ontology annotation, cellular component: endoplasmic reticulum-Golgi intermediate compartment; Golgi apparatus; endoplasmic reticulum. The transcript has 5 exons. Bases 135 to 785 code for a protein of 216 amino acids. The record is from RefSeq and is a predicted model, not a curated record. Lineage: Eukaryota; Metazoa; Arthropoda; Insecta; Diptera; Culicidae. Gene Ontology annotation, biological process: Golgi organization; endoplasmic reticulum to Golgi vesicle-mediated transport; intracellular protein transport.